UAUGACUACUGCUUCCCACUCAUUAUCAUCGUUUAUUGCUAUUACCACAUUGUCGGAGCCAUCGUUCACCACGAAAAAGCGUUGCGUGAGCAGGCCAAAAAGAUGAACGUCUCCUCGCUCCGCUCCAAUUCCGACCAGACUGCCCAGAGCGCUGAGAUCCGUGUCGCCAAAAUCGCCAUGAUGAACAUUUCUCUGUGGGUAGCUGCUUGGACACCUUACGCUGCCAUUUGCUUGCAAGGAGCCGUCGGAAAUCAGGAUAAGAUCACGCCUUUGGUCACCAUUUUGCCAGCUCUGAUUGCCAAAAGCGCGACGAUCUUCAAUCCUGUUGUUUACGCCAUCUCACACCCGAAAUAUCGUCUGGCUUUACAAAAGGCACUUCCGUGGUUCUGCAUUCAUGAAAAAGAGGAAAAAGAGCCACCUCAAGAUCGAAGAGAAGAUUCUCAAUCAAUAGCAACAACUAAUACAAAUUCUUCUGACGUGACGUUGCCUUAAAUUAUUACGGGCACUGUCCGUGAACAGAAAAGAAAACCAUGAAUCUCACUCUACGAUGUCUCCGAAUAUAUUAAAAAUUGAUCCUCAUAGUUACUGUACUCAUCAACAUGAAUUAUUAACCCUUCACCCUCAAUCAUUUUAAUUGGAACACCAAAUAUACUGCAAGUCUUAUUA
Molecule: messenger RNA, 666 nt
Organism: Daphnia pulex (common water flea)
Lineage: Eukaryota; Metazoa; Arthropoda; Branchiopoda; Diplostraca; Daphniidae
Product: compound eye opsin BCRH1-like
Exons: 2
Biological process (GO): visual perception; G protein-coupled receptor signaling pathway
Cellular component (GO): membrane
Molecular function (GO): G protein-coupled receptor activity
Source: RefSeq, a predicted model, not a curated record